GCUUGGUACCGCCCGGCCCCGCCCCCCGCGCGCGGCGGGGGCGGCUCUUAAAGGGGCCGCGGCGGCGCGGCGGGUGCGCGGCGCGGGCGGCGGCGGCGGCCCGGGGGGGCCAUGGCGGGGGGCGAGAACGUCUUCCUGUUCGUGCCCAACGUCAUCGGGUACGUGCGGGUGGCGCUGCUGGCCGCCGCCUUCUGCCUGAUGCCGCGGCAGCCGGGGCCGGCGGCCGCCUGCUACGGCCUCGCGGGGCUGCUGGACGCCGUCGACGGCCACGCCGCCCGCCUGCUGGGCCAGGGGACGCGGUUCGGGGCGCUGCUGGACAUGCUGACGGACCGCUGUGCCACCAUGGGGCUGCUGCUGCAGCUGGCGCUGCUCUACCCCCCCGCCGCCCCCCUCUUCCAGCUCAGCACCGCCCUCGACGUCGCCAGCCAUUGGCUGCACCUCCACAGCACCGCGCUCCGGGGCGGCCAGAGCCACAAGAGCGUCGGCGCCGGCGGCAACCGCCUGCUGCGGCUCUACUACAGCUCCCGGACCCUCCUGUUCCUGCUGUGUGCUGGCAACGAGGGCUUUUACUGCAGCCUCUACCUGGUGCACUUCAGCGAGGGGCCCCCCGUGCUGCCCGGCCGCCUGGGCCUCUUCCGCGCGGCGCUCUGGCUCUGCGCCCCGGCCGCCGCCGCCAAGGCCGCCCUCAACCUGCUGCAGCUGCUGGCGGCUGCCCGCGACGUCGCCGCCCUCGACGCUGCCGAGCGCGCCAAGAGGGGCUGAGCCCCCCCCGGUCCCCCCCCCCGCCGCCAAGUACCUCCCCGGGGCCCCAAAUACCCCCUGGGGGGGCUGCAAUCCCCCCCCAGGACCCCCAAAUACCCCCCCGGGGCCCCAAAUACCCCCUUGGGGGGCUGCAAUCCCCCCCAGGACCCCCAAAUACCCCCCCGGGGCCCCAAAAUACCCCCUGGGGGCCCCAAAACAUUCUUGGGAUCCCCAAAAUACCCCCUGGGGGGCUGCAACCCCCCCCCGGACCCCAAAAUACCCCCUGGGGGGGCUGCAACCGCCCCCCAGGACCCCCAAAACCUCCCUGGGUCCCCAAAACACCCCCUGGGGCCCCAAAAAUACCCCCCCGGGGGGGGGAGCCGCACAAUACCCUCUGGGACCCCCCCCUACACACAGACCCCAUCCCAGGGACCCCCAAAAACCCCCUGGGACUCCCAACCCCCCCAUGGGGGACCCCAAAACACCCCUGGGGACUCCCAACCCCCCCCCCAGGGGAACCCAACCACCCCCCCAGGACCCCCAACCCCUCUGGGGGACCCCAAAAUACCUCCCCGGGGGACCCCAAACCUCCCCCGGGACACUCCCAAUCCCCCGGGGUGGGGCCCCAAAACACCCCUCGGGGACCCCAAUCCCCCCCCCCACGGCUAAUAAACACUCCCAAAACCCGA
Molecule: messenger RNA, 1430 nt
Organism: Dromaius novaehollandiae (emu)
Lineage: Eukaryota; Metazoa; Chordata; Aves; Casuariiformes; Dromaiidae
Gene: CDIPT
Product: CDP-diacylglycerol--inositol 3-phosphatidyltransferase
Exons: 6
Coding region: 112-762 (216 amino acids)
Biological process (GO): phosphatidylinositol biosynthetic process
Cellular component (GO): Golgi apparatus; membrane
Molecular function (GO): CDP-diacylglycerol-inositol 3-phosphatidyltransferase activity
Source: RefSeq, a predicted model, not a curated record